Messenger RNA from Pieris macdunnoughi, 795 nucleotides. Lineage: Eukaryota; Metazoa; Arthropoda; Insecta; Lepidoptera; Pieridae. The record is from the annotation of a GenBank genome assembly.
AUGACAGGGGUGACGAUUGAAGCCUGGCGCGGGAAGCAGGGUCCCGCGCAGUGUCUCCGUUGCCAAUCGUUAAGGCACUCUUCGGUUAACUGUCAUCGACGUAUGGCGUGCGUUCGUUGCGCGGGAGAGCAUCGCGCGGCGGACUGCACCAGACCGAGGGACAUGCCGGCGACCUGCGCCAACUGCGGGGGGCCUCACCCCGCCUGCCACUCGUCUUGCCCGGUGCGCAAGGAGGAGGAGCAAAACCAGCGCGCGGGCACAUUUUCCCGAACCGGCCCUUCUCGCCCCUUGCGCCAGCGCCGCAACGAUCAUCCACAAGACAAUGUUUCACACCCGGCCAUGGGCGCAACACCUGCGGUCGCCCCUUCGACGUCCGGCGUCGCUCCUACUGGCGACGUGGACGAUUUCGUCACUGUGCGGCGCCGCACGAGACGCGGUGGCCGCAGACGUGGUCGUGCCCCACCUUCGCUUGCCGCGCAGGAGGCAAGCCGCGCUGCCGCACUCCAUGCAGUAACCACAGACGUCGCCUACCGCGCCGCCGCCGCAGCCACUACACUACCACCUCCGCGCUCGCGCACCAGGUCCCGCGCGCUCCGGCCACAAAUGGAGGAGGCGCUGGCUGCGAUCGCCAAUAUCCUCCAGGCUGUACAAGCCGGGGAUAACCUAGCCCCGCUCUUUAUGAGAGCUGCAUCGGCCCUCAAGGGUCCAACCCGAGGACGCAGUCGCCGACAAUGGGGGGUCUCCGUCUCCUUCAUUGGAAUGCGCGUGGCCUCGCGGGUAAGGCCACAUACCUGA